AUGUCUUCGCAGGCGCCUCACCCUUCCCUCUUGAUACCUGGGCCCAUUGAGAUCACGGAUGAAGUCUCCCAAUCCAUGGCCCAUUACGCCCAAUCCCACGUGGGUCAGCCUUUUGUCAACACCUUUGGCGAGACCCUAACCCUGCUCCGCGGCCUUUUUCAAACCACAAACCCAGGCUCCCAGCCCUUCGUCAUUGCGGGAAGUGGUACCCUCGGCUGGGAUCUCGUGGCGGCCAACCUUGUUGAACCUGGUGAAGAUGUGUUGGUUCUACAUACUGGCUAUUUUGGAGACUCUUUUGCCGACUGUCUUGCGACUUACGGUGCAAAACCGACACAACUCAAGGCUCCUAUUGGCGACAGACCGCAACUUCCCGAGAUUGAAGCAGCCUUGAAAGAGAAGAAAUACAAGGCUGUAACAGUGACACACGUUGACACCUCCACUGGUGUGCUUUUCCCCAUCCAACCUCUAUCCGAUCUCAUCCGCCGCGUUUCGCCCGAUACACUACUGGUGGUGGACGGUGUCUGCUCUGUUGGUGGAGAAGAACUUCAUUUCGACAAGAUGUCCAUCGACGUGGCUCUGACCGCCUCGCAAAAAGCAAUUGGCUGCCCCCCCGGCCUGUCGAUAAUGAUGGUCUCAGAAAAAGCAAUGAAUGUGUUCCAAUCACGAAAGUCUGCUCCCGGAAGCUACUAUGCCAGCUUCAAGAACUGGCUUCCGAUCAUGCAGCAUUACGAGGCCAAAAAGCCUUCAUACUUCGCCACGCCACCUACUCAGCUAGUUCAGGCCCUCCACACAUCCCUGAAGCAGGUCCUCUCACAGCCCCUUGAAAGCCGCUUUGCCCAACACCGAAAGGUCAGUCUGUAUGUCAAAUCCAAGGUGACGAGCAUGGGCUUGAAACAAUUGGCUUUGGAUCCUGCAAACGCUGCGAAUACCAUGACGGCAAUAUAUUUACCCGAGGGGCUGACGCCUCCGCAAAUCCUGCCGAAGUUGAUGGCCAAAGGUGUCGUGUUUGCAGGAGGCUUGCAUCGGGAGAUUGCGGCGAAAUACAUUCGUUUUGGACACAUGGGUGUGAGCGCCAUGGAUGAGUCAAGAGGAGAAAUUGAUAAGGCACUCGAAGCUUUGAAAACAGGGUUGGCGGAAGUGGAGAACGCUAAGAAGUAA
Rhinocladiella mackenziei CBS 650.93 is the source of this 1158-nucleotide messenger RNA. RefSeq lists its product as uncharacterized. The transcript has a single exon. NCBI's taxonomy places the organism in Eukaryota, Fungi, Ascomycota, Eurotiomycetes, Chaetothyriales, Herpotrichiellaceae. The record is from RefSeq and is a predicted model, not a curated record. Gene Ontology annotation, cellular component: peroxisome. The coding region runs from base 1 to 1158 and encodes 385 amino acids. Gene Ontology annotation, molecular function: L-serine:pyruvate transaminase activity; L-alanine:glyoxylate transaminase activity.